UUACAACAGCCAGUAAACACAGCGUUGUUGUUCAUCUUUGGUGGAGCAUGUUUUUGGAGAGUUGUUGCAAAGUUUUCUGAAAAGGAAAGAGAAGGACAGUAUAUUUUUUCGUAUCGUUGUCGACUAUAUUUUCCAAUAAUUUGAAAUGUGUUAACUCUGCAUAAAGCGUUCAGAUUGCUGUCACAAAUCCAGGUCUAACAUGCUAUUUUAGCUAGCUUCCUCUUUAGCUGCAAAUCCUGAAUCCUGAAAGUGAUGGUCAUGUCAUGCAUUUUGACUGGACGGAACUGCUUUUUAUAAAUAUUUGUUUUAGAUUUAGAAUUUACCGGUGACAAUGGGGUUAAAUACUCGCAUAGAGUGCAUAUUCUUUAGUGAAUUUCACCCAACACUGGGACCAAAAAUCACUUAUCAGGUUCCAGAGGAGUACAUCUCUCGUGAGCUCUUUGACACAGUCCAAGUUUACAUUAUCACUAAGCCAGAGCUGCAAAACAAAUUAAUAACAGUGACUGCAAUGGGUAAGAAAUUGAUUGGAUGUCCCGUGUGCAUUGAACAUAAAAAGUACAGCAGAAAUGCACUCCUGUUUAAUCUAGGCCUUGUAUGCGAUGCUCAGACCAACACCUGUCCACUGGAGCCCAUUGUUAAGAAACUGUCUGACUACCUCACUACACUCGAGCUUGAAAGUGGCUUUAUAUCUAAUGAAGAAAGCAAACAGAAAUUAUUGCCAAUUAUGUCAACUUUGUUAGAAGAACUGAAUGCUACAGGAGCCUGCACACUACCCAUUGACACAUCCAAUACCAUACAUCUGAAGGAAAUCCAGCCAAGGAAAGACCCGGCCAUUGUCCAAGAAUAUGAUGUUCCUGUUUUCAGUCAGUGCAAAGACCACUUCAUCAAAUCUCAAUGGGACCUCACCACUCAACAGAUUUUGCCUUAUAUUGAUGGGUUCAGACACAUCCAAAAGAUCUCAGCAGAAGCAGAUGUGGAGCUCAAUCUUGUUCGAAUUGCAGUGCAGAAUCUACUCUAUUAUGACAUUGUGACCCUGGUAUCAAUAUUUCAGUACAGCAAUGUCUACUGCACUACUCCAAAAGUACAAAGUCUUAUCGAUGACAAGUCCAUCCAAGAGGAGUGCCUGAGCUAUGUCACUAAACCGGGUCAGAAGCGCGCCAGCCUCAGAGAUGUUUUCCAGCUCUAUUGCGGUCUGAGUCCAGGAACUACGGUCCGCGACCUUUGUUCUCGAUACUCACUACAACUUCAAAGAGUGGAUGAGAGGAAACUGAUCCAGUUCGGCCUCAUGAAAUGUCUAAUACGGAGACUGCAGAAGUAUCCUGUCAAGGUUAUCCGCGAUGAGAAAAGCAGGCCUCCUCGUCUCUUCACCGGUUGCCAUAGUUACGAUGAGAUCUGUUGCAAAACGGGUAUAAGUUACCAGGAGUUGGAUGAACGCUUGGAAAAUGACCCUAACAUUGUUGUGUGCUGGAAAUAAUUUGAAAGCACAGUACAGUGUCAAAUUCAUGGACUUAUGGACAAUGAAAGUGAAUAUACAUUGAAAAACAACAUGGACGUCUUUUCAUUACUACUUUAUGACUACUGAUAGUGGAAGAUGGUUACAGUUGACAAGAAGUAACAGUGGCAUUCGAAGUUGAUAAUGUGAAGUAGGGGUGGGUGAUAUGCCAAAUAAAAGUGGAACAUUCUUUCAAGUCUUCAAUGAGCUAGAUCAUGAUUUAGAUUUUAUCACAAUUCAAAAAGUAAACUUAGUAUCUUUUUAUUGCCUUGACUAAAUAAAUUUAUUUGCUUCUUCUG
Messenger RNA from Boleophthalmus pectinirostris (great blue-spotted mudskipper), 1791 nucleotides. It is a transcript of the gene nprl2, whose product is annotated as NPR2 like, GATOR1 complex subunit. Gene Ontology annotation, molecular function: GTPase activator activity. The record is from RefSeq and is a predicted model, not a curated record. Gene Ontology annotation, biological process: positive regulation of autophagy; negative regulation of TORC1 signaling; cellular response to amino acid starvation. Gene Ontology annotation, cellular component: GATOR1 complex; vacuolar membrane. The transcript is spliced from 11 exons. Lineage: Eukaryota; Metazoa; Chordata; Actinopteri; Gobiiformes; Gobiidae. The coding region runs from base 332 to 1474 and encodes 380 amino acids.